This is a messenger RNA of Budorcas taxicolor (takin), 783 nucleotides long. It is a transcript of the gene SDC4, whose product is annotated as syndecan 4. The transcript has 5 exons. Gene Ontology annotation, cellular component: membrane; cell surface. The coding region runs from base 21 to 620 and encodes 199 amino acids. Lineage: Eukaryota; Metazoa; Chordata; Mammalia; Artiodactyla; Bovidae. Gene Ontology annotation, biological process: cell migration. The record is from RefSeq and is a predicted model, not a curated record.
CCUCUGCGGACCGUGGUACGAUGGCCCCCGCCCGCCUGCUCGCGCUGCUGCUGCUCCUCGUGGGCGUCCCCGCCGCCGCCGCCGAGUCGAUCCGAGAAACUGAGGUCAUCGACCCUCAAGACCUCCUGGAAGGCCGAUACUUUUCCGGAGACUUACCUGAUGACGAGGACAUCGGGGGGCCCGGGCAGGAAUCCAAUGACUUUGAGCUGUCUGGCUCUGGAGAUCUAGAUGACUCAGAGGGCAUCCGGAUCUUCCCAGAAGUGAUGCACCCCUUGGUCCCUAUAGAUAACCACAUCCCUGAGAAGACAGGGAGCGGAGUACCCACCGAACCCGAGGAACUGGAGGAGAAUGAAGUUAUCCCCAAGAGGUCGUCCCCUUUCGAUGGGGACGAGGAUGUGUCCAACAAGGUGUCUAUGUCUAGCACAGCCCAGGGCGGCAACAUCUUUGAGAGGACAGAGGUACUGGCAGCUCUGGUCGUGGGCGGUGUCGUGGGCAUCCUGUUUGCCGUCUUCCUCGUGCUGCUGCUGGUGUACCGCAUGAAGAAGAAGGAUGAGGGCAGCUACGACCUGGGCAAGAAACCCAUCUACAAAAAAGCCCCCACCAAUGAGUUCUACGCCUGAAGCUUCCCCCGGAGCACCUACUUGGACUUUAGGGGGAAGGGACGCUGAAGGAUUUUGAAGGGUGGCUGUUCGGGGAGGGGGAGGGCACCCCAGUCCUGAUCUAUCAGCAUCUCCCGCUCCGAUUACAGUUUCAGUGUCAGAAGAGACAUCACCUUCUACUGUU